Messenger RNA from Plasmodium cynomolgi strain B, 1773 nucleotides. RefSeq lists its product as hypothetical. The annotation marks the transcript as partial. The transcript is spliced from 2 exons. The record is from RefSeq and is a predicted model, not a curated record. Lineage: Eukaryota; Apicomplexa; Aconoidasida; Haemosporida; Plasmodiidae.
GGGAGCAAGGGGGUUCUACUUCAACGUCGAAAAUGAACUCAUCUCAAAGGACACCAACAUGAAGAAGUGCUACCUCGAGCACUUUGUUAAUUUCAAAGGAGAAAUAGUGCAAGUGUGCUUGGACAAGGUAUCCUCCACUUCGGUGAAUAAGUAUAAUAUAUUGAUUAGCUCCUAUGGAGAAGACAAAAAAUGGAAAAUGCAAAACAAAGUACUCAGUAGCUAUACGAUAAAAAUACUCAGAUAUUUUUACAGCUUUACAAAUGGUGAGGAGCUAGUCGUAGUUUUUUGUUUUAACAAAAAUCUGUCGAUUCAACCAUACGAAUGCUUCAGAAGUGUUUCUGAUGAUUUAAAAACGCUGAAAACGGAGAAGGAUCACGACUUCGAAUGUCAUGAUGUUAACCUAGUAAGAGAGCAAAGUUACAUAUGGGACAUUGCCAAGCUGAGAGGUUACUACAUAGCUCCUCUAUCUGACGGAAAGGCUCCCCCAUGUACACUGUACUAUAUGUAUAACAACACAUAUUUGAUGCCGAUAGAAGUUCCAAAAAGCAUUGGGAAAGAGUACCACCGAGGGAAACUCUUCCAAUUAGACAGUAAAAGAUUGAUCUAUAACUACACUAAUGAGAAGGAAACCUACACAUAUGUGUUAUCUCACAAGGGAACAGUAAAGAAUUGCACACUUAUGUAUAUAAAAAGAGAUGAUAUGAAUGCAGGAUUUGUUAAACGAGGAAAUAAAUACUACUGUGAUGUAAACUACGACGAUUUAACAGUCGAAGGACAGGAUCGAUUUUUUACAGUUAGUAUAUAUAACGGAGUUAGACAAGACAUAAGAAAAUGCUUUUACUUAAGAUAUGAUAAGGUGUUAGAGUCUGUAAAUAUCGUUCAUAAAAUAGAGAGCGUUUAUGAGUAUAGCAAUUUUUCAUUAUACACACUGUACAUUAAGAAGGACAUCGAGAAAUACUUUUUGAAAGACAUGAAAUUGGAGUGCUACCUAGGAGAGGAUUUUUAUCUAACUCUCCACAUCAACUAUAAACCAAAUUUUAUUUUAGACAAUACUGAUGUAAACCAAUCUGUUGUAAAUCUCUACCCUAAUAAUAUUAUCUACUUUAAACUACCUGAUGCACGAUCUCAGAAUUUAUUAACAAAGGUUUCUUUCCCUCCGAAUACAAGAUAUAUCAAGGUAGAUGAUUACUAUUACAUCUUCAAGCUCCCUUCUUUUAUUUCUUCUCAGUCGACUACACAGAUGGUAUUUCUCAGUAACAAUGGAUCUCAUAAAACGCAGAAUAAAAAUGUCACUUUCCAUGCGGGUGGUGUACAGGAACCCAUUUUAGGUGUCGAUUUUUCUAGGAAAAAUAAUAUCUGUGCAUAUGCAGGAGUUGAAAAGAAUUGCGAUAAGGUAAAGGUUCAUGGGAAUAAAGUCAGCGUCACGGUUAAUAUGGGGGUGGAGAAUGAGCCAGCUAGCCAAAUCACUCUUGGUAUCAUUUGCCCUGUUAAUAAGAAGAACAAGAAUACCUGCUUCAACGAAAUUUAUGAUAAUAAGAAGAAGAUUUUCAUUAGGGAUUACCUCAAGGACAGCAAGGGGUUCCUCACGAUAUAUCCUAAGACCUACGUACACAUGUCCUCCCCAGGGGGGGAAGUCUUCGAGGAGUCCAUUCUAGUCCUCACACCUCAGUUCAUCGACCAGUACAAUGCCAACCGGGCCAAGUACAACAGCUCCUUCCACUGCAAGUGCUACGCGAACAACCGGGCCUACGAGGUCACCUUCAGCUUCGCCUA